This is a messenger RNA of Gaeumannomyces tritici R3-111a-1, 663 nucleotides long. RefSeq lists its product as hypothetical. NCBI's taxonomy places the organism in Eukaryota, Fungi, Ascomycota, Sordariomycetes, Magnaporthales, Magnaporthaceae. The transcript is spliced from 3 exons. The coding region runs from base 1 to 663 and encodes 220 amino acids. The record is from RefSeq and is a predicted model, not a curated record.
AUGCCUUUGCUGCCCGGCCAUCACGGCCAACCAACCAGUCCUAACCCGCGCGAAAUCCGGGGUGCAUGGGUGGUCCGUGAUCAGCAGCCUCCCCCCUGCCACCAGGACAAACGCCACGGCGGGAGGUCCCGCCCCGGAUUCGACCGCACAGGUCCCUGGUGGCCCUAUGUAUCUGCGGCGACGACUGAAGACCAGGGGUUAUUCCCCAAUGACACGGCCGCCCCACGCAGAUCGGCCGGGAAUACCACACAAGAGGGUCGCAUUUCCGUAGCGGCCGAGACGGGGGCGGACGGGUUGAUGAACGCCAACGCCGACGCGGCCGUCAAGCAAAGGAUAAAUAAGGAAUAUUUUCCGAGGCCCUGGGAGACCGUCUCGUGCGGGCUCCCUCGGUUAUCCUGCUGGUUCAAUACACAUGGCUGGGAGGAGGGCUGCAAUAGCUGUGCUGCCAGGGUUACUACGAUUGUGCCGACUGGCAAGGCCGCGGUGCAGGACCACGACAGCGAGUCACCAACCACGCUAUCGCUUUUGUUCCGCCCACUCUCGUCUUCUGUGACGUUUCUGUUCUCCAACUCCAUUUCCGUCUCGAUGCUCGCCCUCAAGUCUGCCAGGCAGGAGACCUGCCUGUUUGGCGAGAGGAUACGAAGUCCAAGACCUACACUUUAG